Messenger RNA from Cygnus olor (mute swan), 1577 nucleotides. Its product is annotated as histone H3. Bases 1 to 411 code for a protein of 136 amino acids. The record is from RefSeq and is a predicted model, not a curated record. NCBI's taxonomy places the organism in Eukaryota, Metazoa, Chordata, Aves, Anseriformes, Anatidae. Gene Ontology annotation, molecular function: protein heterodimerization activity; structural constituent of chromatin; DNA binding. The transcript has a single exon. Gene Ontology annotation, cellular component: nucleosome.
AUGGCGCGCACGAAGCAGACGGCGCGUAAGUCGACGGGCGGGAAGGCGCCCCGCAAGCAGCUGGCCACCAAGGCGGCCCGCAAGAGCGCGCCGGCCACGGGCGGCGUGAAGAAGCCGCACCGCUACCGGCCCGGCACGGUGGCGCUGCGCGAGAUCCGCCGCUACCAGAAGUCGACGGAGCUGCUGAUCCGCAAGCUGCCCUUCCAGCGGCUGGUGCGCGAGAUCGCGCAGGACUUCAAGACCGACCUGCGCUUCCAGAGCUCGGCCGUGAUGGCGCUGCAGGAGGCGAGCGAGGCCUACCUGGUGGGGCUCUUCGAGGACACCAACCUGUGCGCCAUCCACGCCAAGCGCGUCACCAUCAUGCCCAAGGACAUCCAGCUCGCCCGCCGCAUCCGCGGGGAGCGUGCAUAAGCAGUUUUAAGCCACAAAAACUCACUUGGAGAAGAAACUAUCAUCAUCCCAAAGGCUCUUUUAAGAGCCAAUACGUAAACAAUCAAAAGAGCUGUGGCACUCUUUAUUGGAACUUAAUUCAGAACUAAACCUUACUUUAAGGUAUAGGUAUUGGGUAAAACAGACUACCCUUCUGAAAGUAGUCUAUAAAUUGGUUAUUAAUUAGUACAAACAAGGAGUAUCACGUUUCCUUUGCCGGAUCUCUCCCUACCCGCUAAGAGGCGCCCGCCCAGACAGCCCGCCCCAUACUGAAGUCCCCCUCCAGGUCUGCCCUCCUCCCCCACCCGCCUCAGCGGCCGAGCUGCCGUAGGACAAAGGAGCGGUGACAAAAGGGACGAGGAGGAAGGGGGGGCGCGGGAGCGGGCAGCGGCGGACGGCGCCGGGCAACCGCACCCCGUUCGGAGCGGAGCCGCCCGCUGCAAACAGCGGCGUCAUUGGCUGGGCCGAGAAGGAGAGGUGGGGCGGGAAGGGUCGCUGGGCCGUGGCGAUUGGUCAGGACGAGAUUCGCUCGGCCAUUGGCUGCGUCCUCCCCGGGAGCGCCUCGGCCUAUCAGGAGGCGCGGGCCGCGCAAAGGGAAGGGAUAUAAGGGCGGGCCGCAGGGCGCGGGUGAUUCACCCGGAGAGGGCGGUUCGUGAGGCGUGUGUGUGCAGCGCGCAGGGAGCGAUCGGCGAUGUCUGGGCGCGGGAAGCAGGGCGGGAAGGCGCGGGCCAAGGCCAAGUCGCGCUCGUCGCGGGCCGGGCUGCAGUUCCCCGUGGGCCGCGUGCACCGGCUGCUGCGCAAGGGCAACUACGCGGAGCGGGUGGGCGCCGGCGCCCCGGUGUACCUGGCGGCCGUGCUGGAGUACCUGACGGCCGAGAUCCUGGAGCUGGCGGGCAACGCGGCCCGCGACAACAAGAAGACGCGCAUCAUCCCCCGCCACCUGCAGCUGGCCAUCCGCAACGACGAGGAGCUCAACAAGCUGCUGGGCAAGGUCACCAUCGCGCAGGGCGGGGUGCUGCCCAACAUCCAGGCCGUGCUGCUGCCCAAGAAGACCGAAAGCCACAAGGCGAAGAGCAAGUAAAGAGGCCCCGGAGACAGGCGCGGAGCAGACCAGUAAAGCCCAAAGGCUCUUUUCAGAGCCACCCCCA